Molecule: messenger RNA, 570 nt
Organism: Colletotrichum destructivum
Lineage: Eukaryota; Fungi; Ascomycota; Sordariomycetes; Glomerellales; Glomerellaceae
Product: Putative Piwi domain, ribonuclease H-like superfamily
Exons: 2
Coding region: 1-570 (189 amino acids)
Biological process (GO): regulatory ncRNA-mediated post-transcriptional gene silencing
Molecular function (GO): RNA endonuclease activity; single-stranded RNA binding
Source: RefSeq, a predicted model, not a curated record
AUGUUUAAGUCACGACUAAGACUCUGGAAAGACAUUGGAAAGCACCGAGACCUGCCUGAAAAUAUCCGCGUGUAUCGCGGCGGGGUCUCGGAAUGCCAACACCAGUUGGUCAUUGGCAAAGAAGUACCUCUCAUGUGCAAAGCAUGCAAGGAAAUGUACCCGCCCGCCAAUCAGAAGAAGGGGCUUCCGCACUCCACGGUGGUCAUCGUCGGGAAGCGCCACCACAUUCGCUUCUACCCUACUCGAGAGGUCGAUGCGGACCGCUCAUCCAACCCGAAGCCCGGAACCAUAGUGGACCGAGGCGGAACCGCGCGACCCGCGCACUACUUCGUGGUGCCGGACGAGAUAUUUCGCAAUCGCUACAAACGUAUUCCGCUGCCCUUCCAGAACUUUGCUGAUCUGCUCGAAGAUCUGACGCAAAGCAUGUCUUACAUCUACGGGUGCGCCACAAAGGCCGUUAUUAUCUGCACGCCUGCCUACUACACUGAUAUCUUGUGCGAUCGAGCAAGAUGCUACCUAAGCGGAGUUUAUGACACCUCGACCUACUCAGCCGCAUCUUCAGUGGCCUGA